This is a messenger RNA of Apiotrichum porosum, 321 nucleotides long. RefSeq lists its product as uncharacterized. NCBI's taxonomy places the organism in Eukaryota, Fungi, Basidiomycota, Tremellomycetes, Trichosporonales, Trichosporonaceae. The transcript is spliced from 4 exons. Bases 1 to 321 code for a protein of 106 amino acids. The record is from RefSeq and is a predicted model, not a curated record.
AUGCCCUGGCAGCAAGGUGGCCGUUUCGACCUCAACCGCAACGUGCGUCGCUUUCCCGUACGGGUCUGUGACGGCGACGCCGACGGCAACAACUACUGGAAGGCCUGCGUCCACAUCUGGGUCCCGGUCGCGUUCAACCUGUACGAGAUUCGCAAGCACAUGUGGAAACGCACGUUUGGGGACUGUACUGGGAACCGUAUGGGGUUUAAUCGUGGCAAGUGGUGUACCGGCGAAUGGCUCAACCUCACCUCGUACCAGCUUGUGUUUCGGUGCAAGUUCUGCAAGCGGGAGAUGGACACCAAUCCUUGGGACGGGAAGUAA